AUGCGGCAGCGUUCUCUAUACGCGUCAAUGCGAUGCAUCGUGCACCCAAUGGGGCUGGAAGCUAACGAACGAGCUGUACUUGAAUUAUGUCUUCGAGAUGGCGGUGCUACUUUGUUAAAAGACAUUAACCCCGUCAAUGACAGCGCCAUGACACACAUUGUGUGUCAUCCCAAGGCCUACCAGACCUUUGUAGAGCAGCGGAACGAACGCUUUGUGGCUCUUGUGCGACCGGAAUGGGUCUUUCGCACGUUUUUACUGCAGUGCCUUCUACCUGUGGAUCGUUUUAGCCCCAACCCGGCGCUUAUCUUCUCGACGCUUGCAAUCUCGGCGGGAACAAUCGGAAAAGACCCGAGGAAGGUCAUUCACGGUCUCAUUACACACUUUGGUGGGCAAAUUGUGGAUAAGAAAGAAGUUUAUGGUGGUGCAACACACAUUUUGUAUCAAGAUGAGAAGGACAAAGACUCGUGGACGUCUGAAAUAGGAGAAAAACAAGAAGAAGACCAGAAACUACUGCAGCUUCACUUCUCCAAAAAAGAAUUAGAUCAAAGUGUAGAGGCGUGGUGCCACCAUCUGUCGACAAGAACGUCGACAGACUCGACGUAUUUGCUGCCAACUUGUGUUGUUGCCUAUAUGGGACAACAUGCUGGAUUGGCGACUCAGCAUCAUGUCAAGUACACGUGGAUUGAAGAGUGUGUCAUGCGUCAGAGUCACGUACUGGAAGGUCCAUUUUAUUUGAAAUCAACUAGAGCUACUAUUAUAAAGCCAAAUAAGACGACGCAACCAAACGUGCAGCUGGAAGAUCUGAAUCUCAGCAAAUGUGCACACGUGUACCAGCUUGGGAAGACAGCACUUGGCACAGAGCUUUCACUCGUUCGCAAGCUGUCAAACGACAAAUUGAAGGCGAUGAAGAAGACGUUGCAAGGCGCGAUUGUACUCAUUGCGCAGCAUAUAGCCCCACUGUUGCGAGAGAAAUUGUCAGAUAUGCUGAAGUCAGUAGAUGCCAAGGUGGCAAAUGUACCGUUCGGUGAUUCAUUCCAGGACAUUGUGGGCAAGGUGGUCAUGAAUGCGUCAUUUGUCGUAUGUCGGUAUCGUGGUGGAUUCGAGUACAAUGAAGCCAUGCGCCAAGGCAAAACGGUGGUUAGUAUCUAUUGGGUUCUUGCAGGGCUUUCACAAGUCAGCAAGCCAACUUCAUAUAAUGAGGCGAUUCAGCGGCCAGUCCGAUCAUUUGGAAGUAUCCCCGGAAUGCAGUCUUUCGUUAUUACAUUGUCCGGUUACUCGAGUCGGUCAAGCCCAACUCGCGAAGAGCUUCAGAUUGCUGUUCACGCCACCGGUGCAUGCUUGCUCCCGGUACUCUCGCGAAUGCAUUCGACGCACCUCCUGUGCUAUGAAGAUUCUGGAGAAAAGUACAAGAAGGCACUGAGCUGGAGAUUUGACAACGUUUUGAAUCACGAGUGGGUCUUUGCAUGCCUGUCAAAGUGGGAGCACGUCGCCGAAGAUACGUUCCGGUACAAUUCUAUCAAGGAGCAACCGGGAGACACCGAUAGUUCAAAGAAGAAUAACAGUGGAGAUAUCAAUCUUGACGAGAAAAUAGUAAGCAAAACGAAGCUGCCGACCACGCCAAGCACCAGAAGUGUAAGAAAGAAUAAGAAGGCUGGUCAGGGACGAUUUGACGUCGAUGAUGUUCUCACAGAGAUUGACAAAGUGCCUACUCCCAGUGACAAGAAGUUGCUAACAAACCAAAAGGCAACGACUCCGGCAGCAAUCACAAAUCCAUCAAAUAUGACCCCUGACCGUUCGAAAGACGUCGCUUGUACGCUGUUCGAUACACCGACAAACACAAGCGCUUCUCCAACGCACAAGCGGGAGUCUCGAAAGAAUGAACCUGAUGAAGCGUUCGCAGAUGUGGAAGAAGUGGAGAAAGAACCUGCUGUAAAGGCUACGAAACCUGAAGAUGAUGCUGUGAAGGAGCUACCAAGUGUCAUAGACAUCAGCAGCGAUAGCAAUGUGGAGACAGCGACAAUGAUACAUGCUAAGAAGUCAAGAACGAAGAAGCGCAAGGGUGCUGACUCGGUAGAACUGGACACCUCCAAAUUGAGCAAGAGCUCUUCAAAGAAACAAAAGAAGGACACUGCCGUAAUUUCAUCGUUAAAGAUGAAACGCGUGUUCCUUUUGUCCGGCGAUCGAGACCAGGCAACGUUGCACACCUCGAUCAUCUCUUCUUUGGGUGCAAGCGUCAGUAAGUUUGGUCGCGUGUUUGACAGCAACUGUACUCACAUUAUUUGCAGCGAACUCAAGCGAACAGAAAAGUUCAUUGCCGGAUGUGCGGCUGGCAAGUGGAUAUUGAAGCCAUCGUACCUGGAUGCCUGCGCUGCAGCAAAAAAAUUUGUCAAUGAGGCAGCGCACGAGUGGGGAAGCCACAAAUCGGACAACAAGGAUAUUGAUUCGAGAAUAUGGCCAGAAGUGUGCGAAUACUGGCGAAAGGAGCGCGCUGGAGGGCACCCUGGUGCCUUCGCUGGCUGGCGCUUUUUCAUCCACGCAAAAUGCACUCCCCCGCGAGAGAUGUGCGAACGUAUCGUACUCGCCGGUGGUGGUUCCGUGAUUCCGCUCACCAAGUCCGCAGACUUUGACAAUUUAGCGAAGGAGUCGACUCCCGAGACGCCCGUCGUGGCUUUAUUUCCACCGGAGGUGCCAACCCGAGAUCUGUGGCUGAAGAAGCUCAAGACACACAACAUUGAAUGUUUAAAGGCAAACUUCCUGAUUGACUACAUCACGAAGAAGCAAACACCUCGAGUCAAGCGAGCAAGCUACCAUCUCUAG
Peronospora farinosa is the source of this 2817-nucleotide messenger RNA. NCBI's taxonomy places the organism in Eukaryota, Oomycota, Peronosporomycetes, Peronosporales, Peronosporaceae. The record is from the annotation of a GenBank genome assembly.